UUUGUUUCAGGAAGAAAGUUUCCAUGGCUAAAGAAGUAACAACAAAGCAUCGUAGUACUUUAAAGGUACUAAUGUUUCCGUGGUUGGCUUAUGGACACAUCUCUCCAUUUCUCGACUUAGCUAAGAAACUCGCGGAUAGGGGAUUUACCAUUCGUGUUUGCUCUACAGUUAUAAGUCAUGAAACUAUUAAUAGAGAAAUACCUGAAAAAUACAGUGGUUCAAUUAAGAUUGUUGAACUUCGUUUAGCAAAAUUUCCUGAACUUCCUCCUCAUUGUUGUACGACGAAUGAUGUCCCACCUGAUAUCGAUAGCAUUGUUCUAAAGACCCUGAAAUUGUCCAAACCUAACUUCGCAAAAAUCUUGAAAAAUCUGAAACCUGAUUUAUUGAUUUACGAUUUAUUGUUGGAAUGGGCUGAAGGCUUAGCGAAUGAGCAAAAAAUUCCAGCAAUCAAUUUGAUAACUAUGGGUGCAGCUGUGUUUUCAUACCUUUUUAAUGCGGUAAGAAAACCAGAAGUUGAAUUCCCUUUCCCGAAUAUUUGUCUGGGGAAAUCUGAACUUGUGGAAUUGGGUGAGAUAAUUACGAAAACUGCUAAAGAGAGAGAACCUGAUGACGCCGAUCCUUUUGCUAAAGGAAAUAUGCAAGUUAUGUUAAUAAGUACCUCUAGAACUAUAGAGGCCAAAUACAUUGAUUUUCUUUCUGAAUUGAGCAAUUGGAAAGUCAUUCCUGUUGGUCUACCAAUCAAAAAUCUCACAAACUAUGCCGCGAAUGAAGUGGAGCUCAUUGAUUGGCUAGGAAAGAAAGACAAGAAUUCAAGUAUUUUUGUCUCGUUUGGCAGUGAGUAUUUAUUAUCAAAAGAAGAUAUGGAGGAAAUAGCUUUCGGAUUGGAGCUAAGUAAUGUUAAUUUUAUUUGGGUUGCAAGAUUUUCAAAGGGGGAAGAGCAGAAUCUCAAAGAUGCAUUGCCAAAAGGUUUUCUUGGAAGAAUCGGAGAUAGAGGAAGAGUUCUGGACAAUUUUGGACGACAACCAAGAAUUUUGAAUCAUCCAAGUAUCGGAGGAUUUAUAAGUCCUUGUGCUUGGAGUAAUGUAAUUGAAUGUUUAGAUUUUGGGGUUCCUAUUAUAACAAUGCCUAUAUAUCUUGAUCAAUCAAUGAAUGCGAAGUUGCUGGUAGAAUUGGGAGUUACAGCCGAGAUUGUUAGAGAUAGUGAUGGCAAAAUUCACAAAGCAGAAAUUGCAGAAACUCUUAAAGGUGUCAUAACAGGGGAAAUAGGAAAAAAAUUGAGGGCAAAAGUUGGAGAUAUCAACAAGAAUUUGAAAUCUACAAGGGUUGAAAAAAUGGAUACAGCUGCAGAAGAGCUAAUUCAACUUUGUAAGAAAUAUAAUGACGUACAAAGUUCAAAAAUAAGGUUCAACUUUGUAAGAAAAAUAAUGACGUACAAAGUUUAA
Molecule: messenger RNA, 1442 nt
Organism: Capsicum annuum
Lineage: Eukaryota; Viridiplantae; Streptophyta; Magnoliopsida; Solanales; Solanaceae
Product: beta-D-glucosyl crocetin beta-1,6-glucosyltransferase
Exons: 1
Coding region: 24-1442 (472 amino acids)
Molecular function (GO): UDP-glycosyltransferase activity
Source: RefSeq, a predicted model, not a curated record